Molecule: messenger RNA, 1704 nt
Organism: Achroia grisella
Lineage: Eukaryota; Metazoa; Arthropoda; Insecta; Lepidoptera; Pyralidae
Product: protein RFT1 homolog
Exons: 1
Coding region: 1-1680 (559 amino acids)
Biological process (GO): dolichol-linked oligosaccharide biosynthetic process; glycolipid translocation
Cellular component (GO): endoplasmic reticulum membrane
Source: RefSeq, a predicted model, not a curated record
AUGGCUCGUAAUUUAUUAAUGAGCAGUCUUGAAAAUGCCUCCUUUAAUAUUUUAUUUCAGAUAUUAUUUAGAUGUAUUACAUUUUUAAUAAAUGCGUGGGUCAUCAGGAACGUAGGACAUGAAGUGCUCGGUAUAAUGAAUGUCAGACUGUUGUUGUUGGAGAGUACAAUACUAUUUUUGAGCAGGGAACCUUUCAACCGGGCAUGUUUGGGCCAGAAAGAUGAAUUUAGUUGGGGUCAUAUGAUUAAUCAAAUCUGGCUUUCUGUACCCAUUAGUUUUGUUUUGUCCCUAAUUUUUGUUUACGUCUGGUUGAACCUGUUACCUCUAAGUAAUCCAGAAUAUGCAUUUCAAUAUGCAUUUGGUUGCUGGAGUGUAGCAUUUUCAUGUGUUUUAGAAUUAUGUUCAGCCAAUAUGGCACUGGUUGCUCAGUUGUAUUGUUUUGUCAAAUUGAAAGUAGCCCUUGAUACUUUGCACAUUUUUGUUAGAAGCAUCUUGUUUUUAUCCAUUAUUUUCUAUGAUAGGUCUUUAGCGCUGAUUGCUUUCUCAGUGGCACAAGUGGGCAGUAUUGGAGUCAUUGUUCUUAGCUAUUAUGUCUUCUUCUUUUGGUACAUUAAAAAGAAGCCACUGUAUGCCAAGGGGGCAUUGAAAACAAGAUUUGUUCCCGAAUCAGUGUUGCACAAAUUAUAUGAUAAUAUGGAGGAUUUUCAGUUUACAUCUAUAAAAGAUUUCUUUCCAAAGUAUUUGGGAUCCUUUAGUACAACAUUCAACAAAAAAUUAAGUUCUCUCACUAUCAGUUUUGCCAAACAAGGUGUAGUAAAGCAACUGUUGACAGAGGGCGAAAAGUAUGUGAUGUCCGUGAACCCUGUUAUGUCAUUUUCUGAGCAAGCCACAUAUGAUGUGGUGAAUAAUCUUGGUAGUCUCGCUGCUAGAUUUGUUUUUAGGCCCAUUGAGGACAGUAGCUAUUUUUACUUUACACAAAUGGUCAAUAGAGACUUGCCAGUGCACAGGCAGGACCAGUACAAAGUGCAAGAGUCCUGUACGGUGUUGUCACACGUUUGUAAGACUGUAACUUCUAUUGGAUUGAUAGUGUUAGUGUUUGGGCAGAGUUACGCGCGCACUUUACUGUUGUUGUAUGGUGGCGAGGCAUUUGUUGAGAGUGGGUUGCCGGUACAACUGCUUCGCAGCCACUGUUUGGCCAUUGUGCUGUUGGCUGUCAAUGGUGUCACGGAGUGUUAUGCAUUCGCUACAAUGACCAGUGUCCAACUGAAUAAUUAUAAUUAUUUGAUGGUGUUCUUUUCAAUUAGUUUUCUUCUGUUGUCUUAUGUCUUGACAUACGUAUUAGGACCUGUAGGCUUUAUUAUAUCAAAUUGUAUAAAUAUGUUCGCUAGAAUUGUGCACAGUAUACAUUUUAUACACGAGAAAUAUAAGGACACAAGUCAUAAACCGUUGGAUGGACUUUAUGUGGGAAACAUUUUUCUCCUAGCACUGUUUAUUGGGGGAUGCAUAACUAAAGUUUCGGAAAACAAAUUGUUACAUGAUUCGAUAGUAAUGCACAUAGGUGUCGGAGCGGUGUGCUUCAUAUGUGUGCUGCUGGCAUGGGCUUAUGAAAAUAAACAACUCGUUAUUAACACGUACACAAAGAUUACGGACAAGGAGGACAAAAAAGUUUCUCGAGACUAGCAUUCAAUAUUGUCUAUUAAACUA